GCUGGGUGGGCCCAAGGGUUACUUUAGUCUCUUCCUCUCCACGCGGUGGACGAAAUUGGUCGCUCUACGCAGUCUGUGCAGAGUGAUGCCUGGGAAACUCCUUAGUGACGCGGAUUUGGAAUCAGACACGGCCAUGGGGAAAAUGGAGAUACCUCGAAAGCAAAAUGAGAAGAAAGGUAGAAAAAAGGCAAAAUCUGAAGAGGCAGCAGAAGAAAAAGAAGAAGUUGUUUCCCCCAAAGCUAAAAAAGUUAAAAAGAAAGCAGAGACUUCUGAAGUUGACAUGAUUUCUCCUAAAUCCAAAAAGGCAAAAAAGAAAGAGGAGCCAUCUCAAGAUGACAUUAUUUCUUCUGAAACCAAACGUGUAAAAAAACCAAAGGAGCCCACUGAAAAGAAAGUUGUUGCUUCUAAAACCAAAAAAGCAAUAAAAAAUGAUGAGCCUUCUGAAGAAGAAAUAUCUGCGCCUAAGCCCAAGAAGAUGAAGAAAGAAAAGGAAAUGAAUGGAGAAAUUGGAGAGAAAAGCCCCAAACUGAAGAAUGGGAUCUCUCAUUCUGGACCUGAUUCCAACUCCAAGGAAGCUACCAGUGAAGAAAGUAACAGUGAGUUAGAGCAGGAAAUACCUGUGGAACAAAAAGAAGGAGCUUUCUCUAAUUUCCCCAUAUCUGAAGAGACUAUUAAACUUCUCAAAGCCCGUGGAGUGACCUUCCUAUUUCCUAUACAAGCAAAGACAUUUUAUCAUGUCUACGAUGGAAAGGAUUUAAUUGCACAGGCACGGACAGGAACUGGGAAGACAUUCUCCUUUGCUAUCCCUUUGAUUGAGAAACUUCUGGGAGAAAUGCAAGACCGGAGGAGAGGUCGUGCCCCUCAGGUACUGGUUCUUACGCCCACAAGGGAGUUGGCAAAUCAAGUGAGCAGAGACUUCAGUGACAUCACAAAAAAGUUGGCAGUGGCUUGUUUUUAUGGUGGAACUCCCUAUGGAGGUCAAAUUGAACGCAUGCGGAAUGGGAUCGACAUCCUGGUUGGGACACCAGGUCGUAUCAAAGACCACCUGCAGAAUGGCAAGCUAGAUCUCACCAAACUGAAGCAUGUUGUCCUGGAUGAAGUUGACCAGAUGUUGGAUAUGGGCUUUGCUGAUCAAGUGGAAGAGAUUUUAAGUGUGGCAUACAAGAAAGAUUCAGAAGACAAUCCCCAAACAUUGCUUUUUUCUGCAACUUGCCCUCAUUGGGUUUAUAAUGUUGCUAAGAAAUACAUGAAAUCUACAUAUGAACAGGUCGACCUAAUUGGGAAAAAGACUCAGAAAACGGCAAUAACUGUGGAGCACCUGGCUAUCAAGUGCCACUGGACUCAAAGAGCAGCAGUUAUUGGGGACGUGAUUCGAGUGUACAGUGGUUUUCAAGGGCGCACUAUCAUCUUCUGUGAAACCAAGAAAGAAGCCCAGGAGUUGUCUCAGGAUACGUCCAUAAAGCAGGAAGCCCAGUCAUUACAUGGAGACAUUCCACAGAAGCAAAGGGAAAUUACCCUGAAAGGCUUUAGAAAUGGUAAUUUUGGAGUGAUGGUGGCAACCAAUGUUGCUGCGCGUGGGUUAGACAUCCCUGAGGUUGACCUCGUUAUACAAAGUUCUCCUCCAAAGGAUGUGGAAUCCUACAUUCAUCGUUCUGGGCGAACGGGCAGAGCUGGAAGGACAGGGAUUUGCAUCUGCUUUUAUCAGCACAAGGAAGAGUAUCAGUUAGCACAAGUGGAGCAAAAGGCGGGAAUUAAAUUUAAACGAAUCGGUGUUCCUUCUGCAACAGAGAUAAUAAAAGCUUCCAGCAAAGAUGCAGUCAGGCUUUUGGAUUCUGUGCCUCCCACUGCCAUUAGUCACUUUAAACAGUCAGCUGAGAAGCUGAUAGAGGAGAAGGGGGCCGUGGAAGCCCUGGCAGCAGCACUGGCCCACAUUUCGGGGGCCACAUCAGUGGACCAGCGCUCCUUGAUCAACUCAGAGGCGGGCUUUGUGACCAUGAUCUUGCGGUGUUCGAUUGAAAUGCCAAACAUUAGUUAUGCUUGGAAAGAACUUAAGGAGCAACUGGGUGAGGAUUUCGAUUCCAAAGUGAAGGGAAUGGUCUUUCUCAAAGGAAAGCAGGGUGUUUGCUUUGAUGUCCCUACUGCAGCAGUAACAGAAGUACAGGAAAAAUGGCACGAUUCGCGGCGCUGGCAGCUCUCGGUGGCCACGGAGCAACCAGAGCUGGAAGGACCACCGGAAGGCUACCGAAGCUUCAGAGGACAGCGGGACGGCAAUCGAGGUUUCAGGGGCCAGCGGGGAGGAAACAGAAACUUCAGGGGACAGCGGGAAGGAAAUAGAAACUUCAGAGGACAGCGAUCAGGAGGUGGCAACAGAAGUAACAACAGAUUCCAAAACAAAGGCCAGAAGCGGAGUUUCAACAAAGCAUUUGGUCAGUAAUUUGAAGUAGAGGAUUUCUAUGGCAAAACAACUGUGUUUGGCAACAGGGAACUGAACAUUUUUUUCACGCAAAGUUAAAAGCACAUUGUGUUUCCUUCCUGACCACUUGCCCAGGUCCCAUCUCUUCCAGAGAGACAAGCUUCAUCUAAAUGAUUUCAUCUGAUGAUUGUCAUUUAUAACUUAAUAGCUACUUCUGUGUCAGGUCUUUCUUUUGAAAAGGUGUACGAAUUUAUUAUAUUUCAUUCUAAUGCAUUGUCUAUAGAUCAUAAGGAAAAGUCAAGCAUGUAUCUGUCUUUAAGUUGACCUGUUUUUAUAAUUAAAAGUGUCCUAAUAGUGUUCUUAAAUACGAGGAAUACAGCGAUCUCUGGAGAAGUACUUUGAGAAGUCAGGCUUGCUUCUGUAAUUGGCAUUCCUCAGCCACCUGCCUAAUAAUUACUGCCGUGGUCCUAUCCUAUAACAUGUCUUCUGAGAAUUAAUACUGAGUGAUGUUUUGAAGCAAGAUUUCAAACGUAGCUGGGAUAUAAUAAAGUUUAUGCCAGCAUAUAUUCUAGAUCUGGAGGGUGGUGGUACAUUUGAUAGCAGACAUGUAGAUUAGCCAUCAAUAUGUGCAUUUUGAUACACUUUUAGCUUCUCAGUAGAAGGUAAUUCAUGCUUCAGUGAAUUCUUCACAGAUUUUUUUAUAUCUAUAUCUAUAUAACGAACUAUUGUAAUAGAAAGCAACUGUCUUUAAGGAAUUCCAAAAUGUGUAAGAUGGCCCCAUAACUUAAUUCAUAAGGAAGGAGGCUGGAUAAAUGGGGCUUGAAGAUGUACUCUACUUACUCUUGGAAGAUUAAAGUUAUUUACCAAAAAGGAAUUAAUGGAGGGAGUCCGGGGUCAGAGAUUUUUUCAUUGCCGAGUUAAAAAAAACUCACUGAAAAUAUUUUUUACAUGUGAGGAAGAAACACUGAUGUCUGCUGAGAGCAAAGAGAACAAGUGAAGAUACAUGAUACAGUAUUCUUUUAAUAGUGCAAACUUAAUGAGUCAGUGUUUCUGGAGGUUAAUUUCUAAUGGGCAAACGGGGGUUAUUAGGUAGAACGAUCCAAUUUAGUUUCUCAAAGACCUAGUUCCUGUAGAUUACAAUAAAGUCAUCUAUUUUCAUUAUUAGACUGCUAUUCCACUGAAAGGUUUUAGCUGCUUACAGCCUUUUUUUGUUUAAGACAAACUAUGGUUAUUUUAAGUUGUUGCUUUGAGGAAACUGAAGAACUUAGUAUAGCCCCUGGCCAGAUAACUCUGAGUACUCAAAUAUUCUCUGGGAAACUUUCUACAUGGUGCAGGAGCCUAAGAGGGGCAUUGUCUUCUCACCUUAAUUCCUAGAAAUUCUGUGUUGGAAAUCUCAGGGAAUACGCCAUGAUGGAGAAAUUAAACUAGAUGGCCUGUGUUGUUUUCAUUUAAUUAUUUUGAAUAACAAGUCUUUCUAGGCCCUGAUGUGUCUCAGUUGAGUCUAUAUGUAGCUGCCUUUCUUGAUCACCUGGCAGUGUUAGGGGAUCAGAACUCUUGAUUCUUGAGGCAAUGUUCUUUUUUUGUUUGGACUUCUGUUCUAUCAGAAUCCUGAUUGGAAGUUUGUGUCUCUGUUCUCAGAAAUCCUCUUGCCUUUAUUCCUUGAUCUACUUGUCAAUUGUAAUGCUUUUCCUCCUACUCCUCAUGGCUUCCCAUCAAGCCACAGGGAUUUAGGGGAAGUUGUUGGAUGAUAGACAACUCCUGUGCCUUGUGUAUUACAACAUAUGAGAUUCUAGUUUUGCUCAAAUACUGAGCAUACUUUAAUAACCAAAACAUUUCACAGUUUGGAUAGGAAUGAGUACUUUACCAAGCAGAUUAAAAGGACAUGGUACCUGUUGUUUAGGAAGGAACAGGUAAAACCUUGAUAUGGAUUAGCCUAAAGAAUAAUCAAGCAUACAUCAAGGGUAAAGGGGAAGAUUGUUGGAUGUUUCACUUUAUGCAACUUAAUUUUAAGGAAACCGGUUGUUUUAAUAGGUGAAGUUAAAGUUUCUCCUGGAUCCCAGAAUUCAGACUAUAUUUAUAAAUGUAUAAUUCAGCUAUUGCUUUUUCUAAGUGGGCUAGUUGGGCUAGCCUGGGAAAUGUUAACCAUUUUUACUAUUUUCUACUGAGAAAAUAUUUUCCAAUUUAUGUAUCAAGUCAACAAACUGUUGAAAUACAACACGAUUUUACAUUGGAGUUAUUUGUGCAGUGGUUUCUUUACAAUUGUACAUAAAAUGUUUUUAUUAUAAAA
This is a messenger RNA of Rhinolophus ferrumequinum (greater horseshoe bat), 4700 nucleotides long. RefSeq names its product DExD-box helicase 21 (gene DDX21). The transcript is spliced from 15 exons. Lineage: Eukaryota; Metazoa; Chordata; Mammalia; Chiroptera; Rhinolophidae. Bases 86 to 2434 code for a protein of 782 amino acids. The record is from RefSeq and is a predicted model, not a curated record. Gene Ontology annotation, molecular function: RNA binding; ATP binding; RNA helicase activity.